AUGGAAAUAGAUUUAGAGCAGGCCUUGAAUUCAUUCUGUAUAUUUCUAGAAAUCAACGACUGCGCUGAAACGGGCGCAUGUCCAGAUAACGCCGCAAUUUGUACCGACCUAUUAGGAAGAUGUGAAUACACAUGUAAGAACGGCUUUGAAGGAGGGACAUGUUCUGGUAAGCAAAAUGUAAUAUUUCAAAAUUGAGUUAGUGUGUGACAGAUUUCUUUAUUUUGGUGGUUCGCCUUAUAGUUUAUCGAGAUAUGGUGUAGGAACUCGGCAACUUCAAACUGUCUAUAUAAUGGGCAACAGAUUUAUGUUGAAAUUUGCUAUUUAACACUAUAGAAGGUCAAAUAAUUCGACGUUGUUACACCAUUCGAUCAACCUUUCUUCGCUUUAUCUGUGGAACGAAUAGUCGUAUUUUGAAACAGAUUCCAAUUUUAAUAUUAAUACCCACAGUAUGCUGUUCUGAUUAAAUCUGACUACCAUUGGCUAGUAUAUACGUUUUUGGCUACAGGUUAUAGUGAUGUAAUUUUCCAUGCAGCCAAAAACGUAACAAAUUUCAACAACAAAAAACAUCUGAUUUGUAAAAAUGAUAUUCUAUAUUCAUGGAAAAUUUCGUACAAGCAGGAUGAAAAUUAAAUACGUUAGGCCUAUACAAUAGCAUUGACGCUUUAGCAUUUUUGGCUGGCGCAAACUAUUUUGAUUUAGUGGAUUUUUAAGCCAGGCACAAUAUUCUUAUUAGGCUAAUGUGGUAAUUGAUAACUAGUAUAUAUAUAUAUAUAUAUAUAUAUAUAUAUAUAUAUAUAUAUAUAUAUAUAUAUAGUUUUUCGUUUUACCUCAAAAAACCACAACAGUCUGUUUCAUCCGUAUAGGAAUCAUCAGGACCACCUGAUGAUUCCUAUACGGAUGAAACAGACUGUUGUGGUUUUUUGAGGUAAAACGAAAAACUAUAUUACGCUCUAUCUAUAUGGUAUUGAGCACUGUUUGUGUUUCGUAAACCAAAAUCGUAAGCUAUAUUAUAUAUAUAUAUAUAUAUAUAUAUAUAUAUAUAUAUAUAUAUAUAUAUAUAUAUAUAUAUAUAUAUAUAUAUAUAUAUAUAUAUAUAUAUAUAUAUAUAUAUAUAUAUAUAUACAGACACAAAAACUUAGCAAGCUUUGUUUGGCAUAUUUAUUACUAUACAGUUUCGUACCACGUAAAUAAACAAAGCUUGCUAAGUUUUUGUGUCUUUCAGUUAUGCUCUGGUUAUUCAUUGAGCACUCUAUAUAUAUAUAUAUAGCACUCUAUAUAUAUAUAUAUAGCUUACGAUUUUAAAACAAUAAAAUUAAUAAACAUGCAGUAUGAACAAGAAUUUUUAUUUCGCUUCAUCUCAUUUUAUCUAACAACAACAAAAAUUUUCAGGGGAAAAUUAUAAAUUUGUGGAUGCUUUAGUUGUAUUUUUUAUUUCGGAUGAUGUCAAAUUCCUCCUGGCUAUCUGCAAAUGAAAUUUGCAGCUCUUCACAUAGUCAAAACACAACUAUUCCUGACUGCUUUAGUGAAACAUUGUAAAAUUUACCUUGCAUGUAAUUUCGACUUUCGCUAACAAAAACGUCUUGAGAAAGUUCUUUAAGGUUACUCCACAUGAUGAAAUGGCGUUUUACAAAAAUUCUCACCGCGCUCUCAAUUUUUACGCUUUUGCCGUCAAAUUUUGUGUGCGUGAUGAUAAAUCAUUGUUGUAACCAGCAAUUUAACAAAAAUGUUAUAUUUUAAAACACUGUGGUUGCUACGGGCUACUUUUGAAAAUCUAACCUCCUUUGCGUCACAAGAUUUGCACGCCGCCGAUUUAAGCCUAGGACCUGCAAAACAUCAUAUUUCCCAUCUCAGAUGAUCAAAUAACAAAAGUGUGUUCGCAUUUUUUGACAGCUAUUGUAUUUGCUUUGAUAUAAAGCAGACAAGAUGACUUACACAAAUUUUGUAUACACGGUAGAACGAAUGCCUAUAACUCGAAAAGUAUGGCGUUAAACGAAAAACGCGAACACACUUUUGCUCCUUAACAGUUGUUCUACAUUGUGGCAAAGUUUGAAAGGAAUCGGAUAAAACGUGCACGGUGCAUUAGUCUUUUUGUGAGGACAAUCUGGGAAUAUUUCAUUCUGUGUAAAAGGCUAAAAGAGAUUUCACGAGGUUUUUCCGCUGCCUGUUUUGUUUCUCCGCCCUCUGUUCUCACUUCAAACUGUAAGCCAAUCAGAUCGCACCUCAUCAAAGUACUUUUGGCAAGGUGGUUCUGCGUAAUUUAUUCAUGAUCUGGUUUGUUAUAAGUGCGUAACAGGCAAAACAAAAACAUUAAAUAUGCCAGCAAAACGCAAAUGUAGAGACUUGCACUCGCUGUUGCUGUCUGAGUCAUUGCUGAAGAACAAGUUGCGGAAUCCUCAAACUGUUCGGGCCAUUCUUGGUCUUGGGAAAACCAUGAGCCCAAGUCACUGUAUGCCACCACUCGUUUCUUAUUCGAAUCGAAUUCCAUUUGCCGAAAGGAUUUUUUCCUUUUUUGUUUAGAGCAAAACGGACUUGUGUUUUUCUUAUGCCUCUUUGAUUUCAAAGGCAUUGCACUCGCGUUACUCACUACCUCUACAUUGCUCACUACCGCUACAGUGUGUUUCGCUGUGCUAUUGUUGUGAAUAAAAUAUCAAAGAAAUAUUACACCAACCAGGUGUUACAAUAUAGGUUAGGGGGGCAGAUCAUUAAUGAGGUAUGGACUAAUAGCGGCUGCUUAAAGCGCCAUUUGUAAGCUCACAGUCUACCUCGGUCUGCUUCACGCCAGUUCCGGCUGUAAUUGCAAUGCGCACUUGAUCAUAUACAUAUGUAAAAUCGCGCAAUAGAAAUAUUAAAUAUUUCACACCAAUUAGCAGAAAUGAGUUCACACCAAUUAGCAAAAUGUCAAUUACAAUUACUAUUUUCGCGGCAAAAUUAUUCGAAUUUAAAACAUUUUCCGUUAUAUCUCGGUCGCAUUUUAAUAUUUUUGAAAAUAAUCUUUAAGGAUCGAAAGAUUUUCAGCCCCUCAAUUCAAAUAUAUAAAAAUGUAAAAAAUGAUGGAAUCAGAGUUUUCAUCAUAUGGAGUAACCUUAACCACAGCAGUUGCUCCUUUUCUUUAUUUUAGGUUUAGUUUUCUUCGUUUUGAAUAGUUUGAAAGACUUUUAGACACUUUUUGCCGUUUGAAACUCGGCUCUCGUCGCAGGGCAAUAAAAAUAGCGUAUUGGCCGUGGGCAAUCCGGGAAAAACCUGCCUCGUCAGCAGCCAAUCGAAUUGCGCGAUUCAUCGAAACAAAUACUAAUUGCCAUAUAAUAAAAUGGAAUAUGGAGCCAGUUUAACAAAAAGGUGACAACGAAAAGUUCUCUAUUUUAGUUAGUAAAAACUGGGUGCAAGCAAUUACGAGAAAUAUUACGAAAUUUACGACUGCCAUGGUAUUUUUCUAACUAUUUAUAUAUACGAGAUGAUCUGUAAAAUAUUUUAAAUAGCAGCUAUAUGCAUUUGUUCAGAACAGUCAUGUUUUAGUAUUUUAGAACCUAAGACGAUAAUUUUGUUGCAGACAUCAACGAGUGCCAGACAACACCCGUGGUUUGCGCCGCAAAUUUGGAAUGUCGGAAUCUCUAUGGAAAUUAUUCUUGUUUCUGUCCGUUUGGUCAGUGGCUUGUCAGUGAUAACUGUGCAGGUAUGCAUUAUGGUUACAACAGUAUGGCGUGUUUCAACAGUAAACUUUUGUUUGGUCGAUGUGGAGACCAAGAUGACAUUUUUGUUCUCGUGUUUUAAUAUUGGACCUGGUCUUUGCCCAAAUAUUUCGAGUUUGUCGUGCAUGUCUGAUGUUUCUUACUUGUUUAAAUUAAAUAAUUAUAUAUCCAUUUAUUCACUGACAAAGUUAGCCAUGGUAUAUACAAAUAUCAAUAUUGAAUAAAGUAAAGAAACCAGAAACCGCACAGAGAAUACAGACACCCAAAAUUCAAAAUUUUGAUUCUGUUACUUUAUUUGUAAUCGUUCACAACGAAACGUUUAGUAUACGAGUCUAAAUGUGGGAACCAAAACAUUAGAUAAAAUUUAACAGUUCUUCUCAGGUACAUGUCUUUGUAAGCCGUAUUGCUUCGUGUAACACUCCUAUAGUUUAUAUUUGUUGUCAUGACAAUGACGGUUUACGUUGCCAGUUACAGAGAAGCUUGAACCUGCUUCAUCGUCGAGCAGUGACGCUGUCAUGGGGAGCGCCCUUCCUUCACUGUUGCAGAGUGUAGUUUUUUGUUCGUGGAAAUCCAAUGAAAACUGAAGGGGUGUGGAAAAUUGCCAGCAGAGUGUUGCGUAUAUAUUCCACGCAUCAACUCAGAGAAUCUACUGAACUUUGUCCCAAUAUAAAGCUCUACGUGACUAUGUCUCCACUUUAUUAAAUUGUCAAGUGAUCUGCAUGAAAACAAUAUUUAACGCUCCUGAAACGUUUGUUAUCCAAGCGCCUCCACAAUGCAGGAAAUGCGCACGUAUAGAAAAUACAGACACCCAAAAUUCAAAAUUUUAAUUCCGUACAUUGGAGUAUAUGCCCCCCCCCCCCCGAAGAAAUCUAAUACGACCAUUCUUGCAAUAUUUUGGAAGAUCAAACAAUCACCAAAUACAGACUAUAGACUAACCUGUCAUCCGUAGAAAUUAUUGCUUAAAUGCCGACGGAAAAUGUAAUUGUAUUAGAGACCUUAAGAUCGACGUUUACGGCAAACGUCAAACCGCUAGCGAAAUUUUUAUUUUACAACUCUAUUAUUAUAGCUUUUACACCAGUUUUGAAAUAUGUUAAACUUAUUAAGCUUGCGCUCUUUAGUAAUGAUUUAAGAAAGCAAAUUAACCACUAGUGAUGCCAUUCACCAAAGCAGUAAAUUAAGAUUUGGCGUUUGAAGUUGACGUUUGGCGUAUAAAUUUCAUGCUUUAACGACUACAAGCCCUCGUAGCAGUUCAAGCAUGAAAUCUAUACGCCAAACGUCAACUUCAAACGCCAAAUCUUAAUUUACUGCUUUGGUGAAUGGCAUGACUAGUGGUUAAUUUGCUUUCUUAAAUCAUUGCUAAAGAGCACAAGUUUAAUAAGUUUAACAUAUUACAAAACUGGUGUAAAAGCUAUUAUAAUAGAGUUGUAAAAUCAAAAACCUCGCUAGCGGUUUGACGUUUGCCGUAAACGUCAAUCUUAAGGUCUCUAUUACCGAUGACCAACCAAUUAAGUUCCACUCGUCCGAGAUUUCGUUGCAACCUACAAAAUUAUUUUUCAUGCGAAAAACUAUUUUUCCUUAGAUGCGUAUGUUUACGAACUGGACUUUGUUGUACUGGAAGGUCUUGAUUAUAACGCAGAUCUAACUGAUGACAGUAAAAAAUACUUCUCCGACUCGUUAGUGGGCAUCGAGAACGCGGUAAGCUUUUAA
Messenger RNA from Paramuricea clavata, 5393 nucleotides. The record is from the annotation of a GenBank genome assembly. Lineage: Eukaryota; Metazoa; Cnidaria; Anthozoa; Malacalcyonacea; Plexauridae.